UAAAGACAACGUGGCUGUGAUUGUGAGACUAGCAGAUGAUCGGAGCUGCUGCUGUUCAGAGGACUUUGGUGUUUGUUGGAGCUGAAGAUCUUCUGCAGCUGCAGGAACCAUGUCUUCAGAACUUCAGGAAGAUUCUGACAGAGAACAACUUUCUGCUGCUGAAGGAACCAUCGUCCAGAACGAGGAGGAGCUCUGUGGUCAGAGAGGACUGAUGGAUUCCAGCUGGAACCCGCAGCUUCAGCUCCACGUUGUUGUCCUCCCCCAGCAUGUAACUAAAGAGGAAGAUCUCUUCUGCCAGCAGAGGAGCUUUGGAGAGAAACAGAGGGAACGAGACCCUCCUCAGAUUGAAGUGCAACAGAAGGGACAAGGACCUCCAGAGAUUAAAGAGGAGCAAGAGAACCAAGAACCUUUAGAGAUUAAAGAGGAGCAGGAGGAACACGAAUCUUUAGAGAUUAAAGAGGAACAAGAAUCUUUAGAGAUUAAAGAGGAGCAGGUGGAACAAGAACCUUUAGAGAUAAAAGAGGAGCAAGAGGAACAAGAAUCUCUACAGACCAAAGAAGAGCAGGAGGAUCAGGAGCCUCCUCAGAUAAAAGAGGAGCUAGAUGAGCUCUGCAUCAGUCAGGAGGAAGAGCAGUUUGAUCUGAAGCAGGAGAAUGAAACCUUGAUGGCGAUUCCUACUUAUGAGGAAAAUGAGCACAGUGAUGCAGAUCUAAACAAUCAAGAGAAUUUUAAUAUAUUUGAUAGUCAGGAUGAAGAAGGGAACCAACAUGAAGAAUCAACAUCAACUACAGAUGAAGAGACAGAGCCACAGAACAGAGAUCAGAGGAAAAGAAAAGACAGAAGUCAUGUCCCUCACAUGUCAGAAAGUCAGUGCGGCUCUGAUGUUGGAAAAAACGUCAAUAAGGCAAUUUUGGUUAAGAAACACAAACAAACUCCAAAUGAAAAAAAGCUGUCAUCUAUAAACUCUGGUGAAAGCUCGACAACAAUUGGCAAUCUAUUUCUCUACUCGAAAACUGAUUUUGAUGCCAGACCUUAUUUCUGUCCAGAAUGUGGUAAAAGUUUUAGUUACUGGUCUCGGUUCAGAAUUCACAUUAGAACUCACACAGGAGAGAAGCCUUUUUCUUGUAAAGAAUGUGAUAAAAGUUUUAGUGAUGCUACUCAUCUCAAAUUACACAUGAGAACUCAUACAGGAGAGAAGCCUUUCUCUUGUAAAGAAUGCAAUUUUAGUUGUAGUAGUGGAUCUAAUCUCAAAGCACACAUGAGAACACACACAGGAGAAAAACCCUAUUACUGUAAAGAAUGUGACAAAAGUUUUACUCAAUUAUAUAGUGUCAAAUUACACAUGAGAACUCACACAGGAGAGAAGCCUUUUUCUUGUAAAGAAUGUGGUAAAAGUUUUAGUGGAAUAUUUAAUCUCAAAAGACACAUCAGAACUCAUACAGGAGAAAAGCCCUUUUCUUGUACGGAAUGUGAAAAAAGAUUUAUUAAUGCAUCUCAUCUCAAAACACACAUGAGAACUCACACAGGAGAAAAGCCUUUUUCUUGUACAGAAUGUGAAAAAAGUUUCAGAUGUGAUUCUAAUCUCAAAACACACAUGAGAACUCACACAGGAGAAAAGCCGUUCACUUGUAGAGAAUGUGGUGCAAGUUUUAAGGAUGUAUCUCAUAUCAAAAGACACAUGAGAACUCAUACAGGAGAGAAACCCUUUACUUGUAAAGAAUGUGAAAAAAGUUUCAGAUGUGGAUCUCAUCUCAAAACACACAUGAGAACUCACACAGGAGAAAGGCCCUUUUCUUGUACAGAAUGUGAAAAAAGUUACAGUUGUGAAUCUCAUCUCAAAACACACGUCAGAACUCACACUGGAGAAAAGCCUUUUUCUUGUAAAGAAUGUGGUACAAGCUAUAAUCGUGUAUCUAGUCUUAAAAGACACAUGAAAACCCACAAAGGAAAGAAGUAGUUUUAGUCAAAAGAAUUUAGUAAAAAAAAUCUCAUCUUUAGAAAAAUUUUGGAUCAAAUCAGGAUCACCUUUAAGGAUAUAAAAACAGAUUGUGAAUUUGAAAAGUAGGUUUAAAUAAAAAACAGAAAACUUGAAAGCAAUUUCAAACUCAAAAGUACACAUUUCAAACUUGAAUAUUGAAAAUAUGAAAGAAUUAUAAUCUGAAACUUAAAUUUAAAAAAAUGUAUGUUGUAAGUUAGUUGUCAAUAAGAAACAUUUUUGUAGAGAAGGUUGUUCACACAGAAAAAAAAGAAAAAGAAAGAAAACUGACAACAUUUGGUGUUAUGUUUUGACAUCUUUUCUAUCUUAACAUGACUUUUAUUAGUUUUGAAUGCAGCUUUUAUGUUUUAAUAACAAUAUGUAUUACAAUUGAAUACAAAAUGUUUCUUUUUAAGUUUUCAGUCAAAAUACAUCAGGCUUUUUAAGUCAUGAAACAUCUAUAGCAGUCAUUAAACUAUUAACCCUCAUGAUCUCUUGUGGUGUCCAGAUAACCCCACUUUUAAUGUGAACAUGCCUAGGAUAGCACAAGUGUUGCAUCAUGAGACAUCAUUUCAACAGAGUUCGCAUGCUUACCGACUACAACUACAGAUAGUGUCAGGAAAAAAGGGCAUCUUCACAUUGGAGAAAAAUCAGGCAAUGAGAAACAGUUUGUGUUUAUUUUCAUUUUUUACCAUUACUUGAUUAUUGAUAUGUAAAUGUAGAUCAUUGAUAUAUACAUAUCACCACCAACAUUCACGCAGCAAGGAUGUUCUGAUGUAUUAACAAAUGCAAUAGAGAAAAACAAUUGCACCACAUGUAGGGAUGUGUAAAUAAAUCUAUAAGAGAACAACUCCUUAUAUAUGUUUGCAAAAAAAUAUCUGAAAAAUAAAGAAUGCAUAUUCUGAUCCUACGGAUGUUUUUCUUUUUUUUUAGUUAGCCUACUUUUACUCAGUUAGCUUUCUUAUUAUUGUCAUUUUCUUUAAUUAUCUGUUUAGCUUUUUUUUUUUGCAAAUAUGCACUUGCUGACAAGCUGUGCGGAGAUUUUUAGUUUAUUCUCUAGUAGGACUUGGCACAUUGUCAUCAACUACACAUCAGUGAUUUGGCAGAGUUUUUACACCGGAAGCCCUUUCUGACGCAACCCUGUACAUGAGGGGCACAGGGACCGAGUUAGGCAGCAGCGACAAGGGUCUUGCCUAAGGACCCAAUCUGGAUGGAUAUCAGUGGAUACUCCGGGUCUCCUGGGUGCAAACCCUAUACUUAGCCCACUGAGCCAUCCAGCCGCAUUGCCAUCAACUGCAGUAUAUCUGCCCUAAUGAUGUUAUUCUUUUUGAUCAACUAAAUGAAUGGAAAUAUUGAAUCAUUGUUAAAAUGAAUCAAUACACCCUUAAUGUACAGGGAGCCUUAAGCUAAAGGCCUUUGUACCUCUGUGCCAUUGAUGUCGUAAUUCAAUUACAAAAACAUUUUUUUCCUCUGAUUUGAUGUUCUGAUUUUCUCUGAUCUUUUAAUGUUUUUUAUCACCUAUAAACUGCAAUUAUUAAAAUCCAUAAAAUAAAGAGAUUAAUAGAUUUCAAUAUACAUAUAAAGUCUACAAGUCUCACUGUUUGAAUUAAUUCACAAAAAAUGUUCAACUGUUUCCACAACGUUCAUUCUUAUAGAUGAACCUGUAAAUAGAAAUUUGUUAUUUUAAAAUGUUCGUUUACUCUUUAUCCUUUGAACUGCAUCAUUGUGGUUGUAAUUUAUCCUCAUACAAUGUGUAUACUAUCUAUACUUGUUAUCAUAACAGCAUGGAAAUGUUUUGUGCACAUCUUUAAUUCCUACACUUUAUAAGUAAUCAGUGAACAUUUCAUAAUAUUUUUUUUUUUAAAGUUGGGACUUAAGUUUAUAUUCUUGGGUCAUGUGAGUGAGUUGUUUCUUUAGGAAAGGAUUUUUCCAAAAAUGUAUGAAGUAAAAAAAUCCGACUGGUGUUUGUGUUGUUGUGAUUCCUGUUUUGUAUCAGAGAUUAGAAGUGUUUCUCUGUUCUUUUUAGUGGUCAGUGUUCU
Messenger RNA from Oryzias melastigma (Indian medaka), 4014 nucleotides. Its product is annotated as gastrula zinc finger protein XlCGF57.1. The coding region runs from base 110 to 1957 and encodes 615 amino acids. The record is from RefSeq and is a predicted model, not a curated record. Lineage: Eukaryota; Metazoa; Chordata; Actinopteri; Beloniformes; Adrianichthyidae. Gene Ontology annotation, cellular component: nucleus. The transcript has 2 exons.